This is a messenger RNA of Cynocephalus volans (Philippine flying lemur), 3079 nucleotides long. RefSeq names its product striatin (gene STRN). NCBI's taxonomy places the organism in Eukaryota, Metazoa, Chordata, Mammalia, Dermoptera, Cynocephalidae. The transcript is spliced from 18 exons. Gene Ontology annotation, molecular function: protein-containing complex binding; calmodulin binding; armadillo repeat domain binding. Gene Ontology annotation, cellular component: dendrite. The record is from RefSeq and is a predicted model, not a curated record. The coding region runs from base 87 to 2429 and encodes 780 amino acids.
GGCUGAGGGAGGAGGAGGUGCUGCCGGCCGCCGCCGUUGCCUCAGCUGCUGGGCGCCUGGCAGCUCCCCGGGUUUCUGCGGCCACCAUGGACGAGCAGGCGGGUCCCGGCGUCUUCUUCAGCAACAACCACCCGGGCGCCGGCGGUGCCAAGGGACUCGGGCCUCUGGCGGAGGCUGCCGCGGCCGGCGACGGGGCGGCUGCGGCGGGGGCGGCCCGAGCCCAGUACAGCCUCCCCGGAAUCCUACACUUCCUGCAGCACGAGUGGGCCCGCUUCGAGGUGGAGAGAGCCCAGUGGGAGGUGGAACGGGCGGAGCUGCAGGCUCAGAUUGCCUUCCUUCAGGGAGAAAGGAAAGGUCAAGAAAAUUUGAAGAAGGAUCUUGUGAGGAGGAUCAAAAUGUUGGAGUAUGCUCUUAAACAGGAAAGAGCCAAAUACCACAAGUUGAAAUAUGGGACAGAAUUGAAUCAGGGAGAUAUGAAGCCUCCAAGCUAUGAUUCUGAUGAAGGUAAUGAAACAGAGGUGCAGCCACAACAAAACAGCCAAUUAAUGUGGAAACAAGGUCGACAACUACUCAGACAGUAUCUACAGGAGGUGGGUUACACGGAUACCAUUCUAGAUGUGAAAUCUAAACGAGUGAGAGCUUUGUUGGGUUUUUCAAGUGAUGUCACUGACAGGGAAGAUGACAAAAAUCAGGACUCAGUUAUAAAUGGCACAGAGUCUGAAGUUAAAGAGACAGCAAUGAUUGGAAAAUCUGAGUUAACAGAUUCCACCUCCGUUCUGGAUAAUUUCAAAUUCCUUGAAAGUGCAGCUGCAGAUUUCAGUGAUGAAGAUGAAGACGAUGACAUUGAUGGAAGAGAGAAAAGCGUCAUUGAUACUUCAACAAUUGUUAGGAAAAAAGCAUUGCCUGAUAGCAGUGAAGAUCGAGAUACAAAAGAAGCUCUAAAGGAGUUUGACUUCUUGGUUACAUCAGAGGAAGGAGACAGUGAAUCUAGAAGCGCAGGCGAUGGAACAGACUGGGAAAAGGAAGACCAGUGUCUCAUGCCUGAAGCUUGGAAUGUGGACCAGGGAGUAAUUACCAAACUCAAGGAACAAUACAAAAAGGAGAGAAAGGGGAAAAAGGGGGUGAAGAGGCCCAAUAGGUCAAAACUACAAGAUAUGCUUGCUAAUUUGAGAGAUGUUGAUGAACUUCCUUCAUUGCAGCCAUCUGUGGGUUCACCUUCCAGACCCAGCAGCUCCAGACUUCCUGAACAUGAAAUUAAUAGGGCAGAUGAAGUGGAAGCAUUGACAUUUCCUCCUUCUUCUGGGAAGUCAUUCAUCAUGGGAGCAGAUGAAGGCCUUGAAAGUGAACUGGGACUUGGAGAAUUAGCAGGCCUGACAGUGGCCAAUGAAGCAGAUUCACUAACUUAUGAUAUAGCAAACAAUAAAGAUGCAUUGAGAAAGACAUGGAACCCUAAAUUUACAUUAAGAAGUCACUUUGAUGGCAUCCGAGCCCUUGCUUUCCACCCCAUUGAGCCUGUUUUGAUAACAGCAUCAGAGGAUCACACGUUAAAAAUGUGGAAUUUGCAGAAAACAGCCCCAGCCAAAAAGAGUACUUCUCUUGAUGUAGAGCCUAUCUAUACAUUCAGGGCUCAUAAAGGUCCAGUGCUUUGUGUGGUAAUGAGCAGCAAUGGUGAGCAAUGUUACAGUGGUGGUACUGAUGGACUGAUCCAGGGCUGGAAUACCACUAAUCCCAACAUCGAUCCCUAUGACUCUUAUGACCCUUCUGUUUUAAGAGGCCCUCUGCUAGGCCAUACGGAUGCAGUCUGGGGUUUGGCUUACAGUGCAGCACAUCAGCGUUUGUUAUCCUGUUCAGCAGAUGGCACUCUGCGUUUAUGGAAUACAACUGAGGUUGCUCCAGCACUAAGUGUAUUUAGUGAUAAUCAAGAAUUGGGAAUCCCUGCCUCUGUGGAUCUUGUGAGCAGUGAUCCAAGCCAUAUGGUAGCAUCAUUCAGCAAAGGAUAUACAAGCAUCUUUAACAUGGAAACACAACAACGCAUUCUCACUUUAGAAUCCAAUCUAGAUGCAACAGCUAGUUCUUCCUGCCAAAUAAAUAGAGUCAUCAGUCAUCCCACUCUUCCGAUCAGCAUCACUGCUCAUGAAGACAGGCACAUCAAAUUCUAUGAUAACAACACAGGCAAACUGAUCCACUCGAUGGUAGCCCACCUAGAAGCCGUUACAAGUUUAGCAGUUGAUCCUAAUGGCCUGUAUUUGAUGUCUGGCAGUCAUGACUGUUCAAUACGUUUAUGGAAUCUAGAAAGUAAGACGUGUAUCCAAGAAUUCACAGCUCAUCGGAAAAAGUUUGAAGAAGCAAUUCAUGAUGUAGCUUUCCACCCAUCCAAAUGCUAUAUAGCCAGUGCUGGAGCUGAUGCACUGGCUAAAGUCUUUGUAUGACACGAUGUAUCAUCUUCAUCUUCUAGCUCUUUAUAAAUAUCAAGUGCACAAAAGAGAUACAGAAGACCAGGGCAAGAACCAACUCCUCCUGCCCUUUUGUUCUGCUGAAGGAGCACAGAGAAUGUUUGUUAAAGUAUAAUUUUGCAAUUCCUAUGCUGUUUUCUAAAACUAAGGUUGUUCAGGUUGCUGCAAGCUCAGCUGAAUCUGAGAGCCUGAAAACUGUUUCAAAUUUUCCCCCAAAUAGUGCUUUUAUUUCAGAGGAUGUUCUAAUUCGCUAGGCAGGCCUGAGCGAAUACAGGUUUAGCUUGUCUCUACUGAAUGAAGAGGGCUUGCUUUAAUGGAUAAUUAAAAAGCCUGAUGGCUGGUAAUGAGUAGAGGAAGAAUUGAAACUUAGACCUACUUCUCCCCUGAGAAAUCUUGUUAAACACAUUAGGUAGACAAAACAGUAAUCUUUAUCAUAUCUCCUCUAACCCCUUUGUGUAUAAUAACCAGGCAGUGUUAAAAUGAGUUUUUAAUUUAGCUCUCCUUUCAGCUGUUCACAUAAAGCACCUGGCAAAGCAUUUCACCUAUUAGGGAAAAAAUGCAAUAAUAUGUUAAAUAUAUUAUUAUUAAGAAAUGCUAAACAAAUAUUUAGUUUACAAGGAAAUUUC